This is a messenger RNA of Anopheles maculipalpis, 510 nucleotides long. It is a transcript of the gene Obp84a, whose product is annotated as general odorant-binding protein 84a. The transcript has 3 exons. The coding region runs from base 4 to 510 and encodes 168 amino acids. The record is from RefSeq and is a predicted model, not a curated record. Gene Ontology annotation, molecular function: odorant binding. NCBI's taxonomy places the organism in Eukaryota, Metazoa, Arthropoda, Insecta, Diptera, Culicidae.
ACAAUGAAACAACGCAACGCAACCGUUCCACUGUACGCGUUGCUGCUGGUGUUCACACUGCAGGUGGCCACCAUGCCGGAAGGUGCGCACGGUUGCAGCAUGAUGAACAACGACAACGCCGAACAACGGGGCGCUCAACUGGCCGAUCCGGCCACCGCCAAAAGGAUGCCCGAAAUCACCAUGCAAGAAGCGGUCGCCCAGUGCAACCGUACGUUCGUGAUCCAGCCCGACUAUCUGUCCGAGCUGAACGAAACCGGAAGCUUCCCGGACGAAACCGACCGGACACCGUUGUGCUUCAUCCGGUGCUAUUUGCAAACACUCGGCAUACUAACGGAGGACGACAAGGUUAACAAGGAGACAGCGCUCGCACUGAAUUGGGCCACCUCCAGUGAAACCGUCGACGAGUGUCUGGACGAGAUGACUGGUUCUGGCUGUGAGAAGGCAUACCUGUUUACGCGCUGCAUCAUGACCCGGGCGCUGGUGGAUGGCAAAAGCAAGAAUAAUAAGUAG